Molecule: messenger RNA, 291 nt
Organism: Haliotis rubra (blacklip abalone)
Lineage: Eukaryota; Metazoa; Mollusca; Gastropoda; Lepetellida; Haliotidae
Product: 2-succinylbenzoate--CoA ligase-like
Source: RefSeq, a predicted model, not a curated record
AUGUCCGUGAAUGAAUCUUCUAAAGCCUUCAAAGCUGAAACCGCAGUGGUGAACGCCCUACCAAGCGCUUCAAAAGCAGCCUUUACAGAUGACGGAUGGUUGAAAACAAAUGAUGCAUUUUCUGAUGAGCAAGGGCGUCUCUUUGUCGAGGGAAGACAAUCAGAUGCCAUUAUGCAUGGAGAGUACAUCAUAUACCCAUCCCUGGCCUACUAUGUUCUGGUGGAGAAUUUCCCUCUUAGACCAACAGGGAAACCAGACAGGCGGGCAUUAUCAGAAAUAGCUGCAAAAUGA